Messenger RNA from Ectocarpus sp. CCAP 1310/34, 774 nucleotides. The record is from the annotation of a GenBank genome assembly. Lineage: Eukaryota; Phaeophyceae; Ectocarpales; Ectocarpaceae.
AUGAACCGGUGCCGGGAAGAUUUCACGAAGCCCCCAGCACGCAAACCGCCAGUCACGUCCCGACGAGCGCGUCACACCACUCUGUGCCCAGCCUCUGCGGUUCACCAGGGCUUCAUCAGGCCGAGACAGCGGGAUGCUUCCAGAGCACAUGGCUUCCAUGAUGUACGCGGGGCUGUAGCCUGUGAUCACUGCCCCCCAGUACCCACAGGCCACAAAGCGGGCAAACCAAUUCUCCCUCAUCGCCGUCAACAUAGCUCCAACCGGAAGCUUUUUGCUAAUAAGCGACCGUCCUACCAAGACCUGCAGCAAGCGGAUCCUAAGGAUAGUGGACUUCAGGGCGGCGGUCACCCCAAGCAGGACGGUCACCAGAGUGAAAUCCUCGCCGGUAACCAAAAUGACGACUUCCAGGAUCAACUCCGACAGGAUCUCGUUGGGCGUCCUUUUUCAACCUGGAACAUGGAACGUCGAACGUUCUUCCGGCCAGUCGUAGAUUUCACGACGGGUGCCAGGGCAGGCUCCUUAACGUACCAUCCGCGCAGCGACGAGAAACAAUGGUACAACGUUACCCCAAAAGUACAGAUGGUGCUGAGGGCAACAUUCGGGUCGCGCUGAGCUUCGGGCAGCUGUGCGAGCGCGUCGAUGCAGCCACACCACCAUUGCUGAGUGUUGGUCGUGAACAUGCGUGCCGUACUGUACGACAUUCUUUGCUUCGCUGCCUUCAACAAGCUUGAACGAACACUCGAACACGUCAACGAGACCGUUACUGUCCUCUAA